Zingiber officinale is the source of this 1433-nucleotide messenger RNA. Its product is annotated as formin-like protein 20. Bases 1 to 1272 code for a protein of 423 amino acids. NCBI's taxonomy places the organism in Eukaryota, Viridiplantae, Streptophyta, Magnoliopsida, Zingiberales, Zingiberaceae. The transcript is spliced from 2 exons. The record is from RefSeq and is a predicted model, not a curated record.
AUGGCGGAUCGUGUUAUCUUCCGCCUAGCUGGUGGCAAGGAAGCGAUCGGCUGCACGGUGAGCGGCUCCGGUAACUCAGCCACAGACGGAGUCCGAUCGGAAGAGGUAGCCUCCACUGUUGCAAGAGCAGCUGGAGACGGGGCGCCCCCCCUCCCCCUGCAAAGAAAUAGGGAGAAGAAACCAAAUCAAUUUGUGAAAACUACUAUCCUUCCCCUUCCUUUUGUUUUCUUCAAUCUCUUCCAUUUGCUUCUUCCCUUUCGGUCGAUCAGUCCAGUCAGCAGCGGCGACAACGAGGAGUGCGACGCCGUCGUCGACUCCCCAGCUCCCUCCUCCUUCUUAAACCUCCCUCCUCCUCCGCCACUGCCGCCGGCUACCACUCCUCCUGCCAGCUCCUCGAUCUUCGACUCCUUCUCCCCUUACUUCACCCCCUUCCCGUUCCAACCUCCGCCGCCGGAACACGCCGCAGCCUGGUCCUUGUCUCCUCCUCCGCCGCCGCCACCGCUCUCCACGUCAGCACCGUCGAGCACUCGCGGCGGUCCCACUCCCCAGCCGGUGCAACCCCCCGCCGCCGCUCCGCGAGGCCCCAAGAAGCGCACGAGGGCUUCGCGGCGCGCGCCGACGACCGUGAUCAACACCGAGACCUCCAACUUCCGCUCCAUGGUGCAGCAGUUCACCGGCUUCCCGUCGCCGCCCUUCGCCGGCGCCGCCGCAUCGCCGCAGUUCCAGAGCCCUGGCCUGCAGCUGGAUCUCUUCGGGUCGUCGGCCGCCGCCGUCCCGCAGUUCCUCCUCAGGCCCUCGGCGCAGAAGAUGAUCCCCUCCCCCGCUUCCUCCUCCGCCUCCCCCUCGCUCUUCGACCACAUCAUCGCGAGAAGCAACCUCGCGAGCAUCGGCAACUCCUCGAUUACUAGCGCCGACGUCGACGGCGCUCCAAAAUACCACGACAAGUUUCCCCUGUCCCUCUUCGAGCAACAACCCGACGCGGCGAAUCGGGGCACGGAAAGAGGAAGCUUCAUGCCGCCGGCGUUUCUCCAGCCGCAACGAGCUCAAAUGGCACAGCUGCCCGCGGAAUUUGCCAGAGGCAGCCUGGGGAACCUCAUAGCCACCGGCGCCGCCGCCGCCGCCGCCACGAAUAUUACUUAUAAUAACAGGCCGAGAAGCGACGUCGGAUUAUGCUGGGACGUGAAUGAGCAAAGCGGGGAGGAACGCAGGCCAGCAAGCUCCAUCGAAGACCAACAACCUUAUCAGAAACUUUGGCGACCAAAUCUAGAUUGAAUUAUGUCGGAAGAAGAAAAGAAAGGGAAACCUCACUCAUGAACAGAUAUUGCUCAUCACUAUCGGUAAACACUUUUUUUUUUAUUUUUUUUUUAUUUUUGGGCAAGAAUUAUUGAUAUAAACUUUAAUUAUAUCACGAACUUUCCCCCCUUUCCUUUUAA